Molecule: messenger RNA, 711 nt
Organism: Angiostrongylus costaricensis
Lineage: Eukaryota; Metazoa; Nematoda; Chromadorea; Rhabditida; Metastrongylidae
Source: the annotation of a GenBank genome assembly
GCUGUGCAAAAAGCACCACUCUUCAUUCAUCCGUUGAUGCCAAUCCUACGCAUUACCGUUAUUCGUCACGUUAUAUUAAGCUUCUUCGUACCAUACGAUAUCGUGACAGCUGCGGAAAAAUGUGGCAAUUUGACGUUCAGUGGAGUUGUUCGAUUCCAACUUACAUUAAGUUACAUCUGGUCAGCUGAACAGGCAGAAUGGGACUCAAAACUGGACAUCGAGAAAUAUGUGUGGACGGAUAAGAAAUUCAUGUGCAAUGUGUGGAACGUCGAAACUAUUGAGUAUUACUACCGUGCAUCACUGACAAAGGCAAAUCGUGAGAGAAAUCAUCGAGUACGAUUUGGUUGGAACGAAUCACUCACAUCGUCCGUCGACUACUGGAAUCAACGUGACGCGUCGUUUGACUGUUUUAUUGGCACCGAAGUGUUAGCAACGAACGAUGAUGAAGCUAUCAAGAGGAUUACGAGUAUUAUGAAACUAGAGGCGAAAUUCGUGGUUCUUGAGCCGGUCGAAAGUAUUGAUGAACCAUCCAUCAGAAAGGCAAGCCACGAAGAAAUAAUUUUUAGAAUGGACGCAUGUGGAUUUAAAAACAUCUCCAUUCUAGACGUGACGGAGGACUCCAAAAGUGCGGAGGUUGCCUUUUUCAGUGACCACAAAUUGGAAAUCGAACCUUUGGACUGCAAGUUCUUGGUGAUCAGAGCCUCAUUCUAA